AUGGAACUGCUGCUCCUAGUGAGGGACGCGGCGCCCGAUAGUGAGAGGCUUACCUUAUGUCACUUGAAAUACUUUCGGCAGGUGAGUGGGGAACUGGUCGAGCAAGUCGGCUCAGACAACCCCUUCAGAGAGGUGUCAUUUCCAACUUACAACAGUUAUAUGUAUCCGGCACCUUGUUUUGCAGUCACAGACUGGGAUGGAGACGGCGAUCUGGAUUUGUUGCUGCAAGAUGAUUCGGGUGUCUGGUUUGUUGACUUUGACGCAAUGGGCAAGAUCCGCAACAACUCGGCAAUCCUGGCAGUUGAUGAACAGGGCCAACCCCUGUCGCUAGCACGCCAGGGGCGCUUCAUCUUUUUCCCAAGCGAUUGGGACACUGAUGGGGACCUUGACCUGUGGGCGGUGGAUGGUGUGAAUGGACGCCACGAAAACGAGUUUGUGUUUUUCGAGCGCAAGAACCAAUCCACGCUGAUGAAGGUGGGGAGUCCCCUGGCAGGAUUCGAGCCUUGGAGGCGGGGCGCUGCAGAAGUAUUGAGCUUGGCAGUGGCUGACUGGGAUGGUGAUGGAGCUUCAGAUGUGAUUUUGACGAGAGAAUGCGAGCUAGCUUGCUUCCCUCCCAUAGCUGCCUACCUCCACCAAGCAGCUGAUGGGAAUUUUGAAGAUUGGAGCCAGACCGCCGCGAGCCCCUUGUCAGACAUCGGCGGUUGGGAAGUCGAAAAUCCGGUGGCCGCCGUGGCUGAUUGGGAUGGGGAUGGGGCGCUGGACAUCAUCCUUGCCACCAGGAAAGGGACGGUACACUUGUUCUCGUGGCAAUUCACUGGGGAGUUGGUCGAAAGAACCAAUGACAUCUCUGUGUUCCACAUUGUGCGCAACAUGGCGCACCCUGCGGUCAUCGACUGGGACGGGGAUGGUGAUCUCGACUUCAUCCUUGGUUCCAAAUAUGGUCAUGUUGAAGUCUUUCUGCGCAAAGAUGAUGGCAGUCUUGAAGAAGGAGAAGAAGUAUUGUCAGUGCAGCAGCAUGCGCGCAUGACAGCGAACCUGCCACAGGACUCAGCGAGGCCGAUCGCGAUAGAUUGGAACGGGGAUGGACGAGCUGAUUUACUUGUUCCUUCCACUAAGGCAGAAGAGGAGGAGACCGAUUUGGUGUACUUCGAGCGUACGGCCCGUGGGGGCUUGCAGUACAAAUUCAAGGUCAGGCCAACUCGAGGGUACUUCUUUGCAGCUGUUGUUGCAGAUUGGGAUGGAGAUGGUGAUUUGGACAUCCUCUUCGCCUGUAGUGAUAACGUUUUUAAAUCCAAGGUGCAAUGGCAGCUCUAUCAGCAACUGCCUGAUGGUUCGUUGGUUGAGGGCUCCUCCCCUGUGAGUGACCUGCAUGAUCUCAAAUAUCACCUUCAAACUGUUCGCUUGCAAGCGAUUGAUCUCGAUUCGGACGGAAGAAACGACUUGGUCAUGACGGACAAUUGUGAAUGGCGUUUCUUCCAUGCGCAAGCAGAUUUUCGAUUAGUGGAAGCAAAUGCAACAUUGUUCUUGCCGAAGAUGCCAGAAUUGGGGAACUGGCCUGUUUCUUCCUUCUUUUUUGCCGAUUGGGAUUCAGAUGGUGACCUGGACCUGAUAACAGCCCAGGAUUCCAGGGACCAUGGCCCUGUUCGUCAUUUUGACAAUGGCUAUUGUCCACUGCAGGAAGCAUGCGGCAGCCACGGAGCCUGCAGCCCAGUCUCAGGGAAGUGCCGAUGCUUCUCUGCCUAUGCCUUGGUUGAUUGUUCAGGUUGCAGCAAAGGUUACUUUGAUGCUGACAAGCUCAAUGUUUCAGCUCCGGCAAAGAAUUUUUUUCGACGCUGCUCUGCCUGCCCGGGCGUGCCUGAUUCUGUGCCAUGCUCUGGACGGGGGACCUGUAACGAUGACGCACGCGUGCGGGAACAACUCACCAUCUCUAAAAACAGGUCGCUCUACCACUACCACGGUGAUGGCAUUUGCGAAUGUGGGUCCCCGUUCAGUGGUGAGAGGUGUGAAACGGGUUUGUGCAGGCCGGGGCAGAAAUACGUGCAGGGCUCCCUUUGGCAGUGCGAGCCUUGCAUGCCAGGCUCCUUUGUUGCAGACACUGGACUUCAGGGCUAUUGCAACCUCUGCACCGGGAACACAUAUGCCCCUACAGCAGGAAGUAGCCGGUGCCUACCUUGCGAAGGCAAAUGGUGGCGCUCCCAGGCCAACGCGGACAAAACCGCCUGCAGCGCGUCCUUCCUCAAUGUGUCCACAUGCGCUGUUUUCCUGUUGCUCUCCUCUGUGCUUUGUGCUGUGCUUCCUCACCUGGCCAAUCGCCCUAUGACCAUAGAUGAUGCGUGUCUGAAAGAUGGCAAAGUUCUUUUGAGCAUCUGCGGGCGUCACUGGCUUCUGAAGACAUGCAGCGUCACUUUCAGAGACACCGGGCACCCAAUGUUGGACUCUCAGAAGUUUUUGGCUAAGCCUCACAAUGAGCGCCAGCUUGUUCUUUGUGACCUACUUGGUGUACCAUUGGCCAUCCAGGUCGACACUUCCCAGGGCUUGUGUGAUCUUCGUUGGAUCGACGGUCUCUUCAGGAAAGGAAUUCUCAACACCCCCUUUUCCCUUUGCUUUGUCUUGCUCAUGUCUGCUAUGAUGGCAGCUUUUCUCUUGGUACAUGCAGUCUUCUCAAACUCUGGGAUUUCUGGCCUGGAGGCCCUCAUGAUCCUAGCAGGUGGGUUGGUGGCUGCGGUCGUUCAUUGGUGGAUUCAUCCCGGCAAACGCUCCAUCCUCCGAGAUUUAGACCGGUUCGCUGCCCGACUGAAGCCACAAGUUCAUCCUGCAAUGUGCCAGAGGGGCCCGGACCGGGCACUUCGCUUGGGCCAGCUGCAAGAUCUCUAUGAAUUCUUCAGCCUUUACAUUCGUGACAGAAAUAUGUACUACCUGUGCAGCAACAUUGUGAAGCCAUUGACAUUCGCGGACAAGCUUUCUUAUGCGGAGCUGGUGGGCCCAUCUUCCGUGCAGUGGUUUUGUUCCCACUUCUGGGGGAUGCCCUUCUUACAUUUCAUAGACUGCCUGAAGGGACAUGCUGCCAAUGAGAUGACUUGCUACUGGAUCUGCACCUUUUCAAACAACCAGUGGAAAGUGGCAGAGGAGUUGGGGAGUCAAGUUGAAGAUUCGUCGUUUUAUUUGGCGUUGCACGGGAGCACCUGCUGUGGCACGCUCUUCGUGUUGGACGAGAAAGCUUUGCCCCUUACAAGGUCCUGGUGCCUUUUUGAACUAUACCAAUCAGCGCUACUUUACGAAUCAGGCGGGCCGUUUCAAGGAAUUCUGCUGGGAACUUCCACUGGCGUGAUGAACUACGGCCAGAGCAGCUUGGAUGUGGCCCUGAAGCUUUGCAAGACCCUUUCCACCCUCCGUUUGCAAGAUGCAACGGCCAGCUGCGACAAGGACAAGCGCAUGAUUGAUGCGGCUGUGUCUAGUCAUCCGGGAGGUUUUCAGGCUGUGAAUGCCUUUCUCAUCGACGCAGUCAAGAGCGCGCUUCAGCAAACGGAGACGCGCUUCAAAGAAGAUUUUGCGCAACUCCAACAGGAUCUCUCUCAAUCUUGGCCUCAGGAAACAGAGGCAUCGCCUGAGGAAACAGAGCCAUCGCGCACGGAAAUGUCAACCGACCCAGAUUUUUCCAAUCCAACGAUGCUGGCCAGAUUUCUUCAUGCCAUUUGGAGAAACUAG
Messenger RNA from Symbiodinium natans, 3705 nucleotides. Lineage: Eukaryota; Dinophyceae; Suessiales; Symbiodiniaceae. The record is from the annotation of a GenBank genome assembly.